CUCUGCAAAUUAAACAUUUAUUUUUUGGAAUAUUUCACGAAAGUAGGGGCAAUCCAACGAUUGGGUCAAUUAAUACAUCCCGUGCCCUCCGGCAUCUCCGUAAACAUCUAGUGGGUAGUGAUUGGUCGUUUCGUACUUUUUUUCCGAAACAUCCCCAAAACGGCAACCCGUCGUCGUUGUUUACGUGCUGCGAGAGGUCGCAAGAGAAUAGAGAGAAAAAAUUUAACGUCAACGGUGACAUGGAAGAAAAGUCAUCGGCAAGAUUUUCUGAGUAUCUAUUUGCUAAAAUGGGAGGACACGAUGUUUCAGCCUCACAGGGUCCUAGGAAGGUGACGGCAGAUACUAGGAAAUGGAUGCGUGAAAAUAUGCUGCUCUUGGUUACACUGAGCGGAGUUUUACUCGGCGUUGUAUUGGGGUUUGGUUUGCGACCUCUGGGACUCGGUGGUGAUGCUGUUAUGUUGAUAAGCUAUCCUGGGGAGCUGUUCAUGAGACUAUUGAAAUUGAUGAUUCUACCGCUUGUAAUUGCCAGUUUAAUUUCCGGAUCUGCAAGUUUGAAUGCAAAAAUGAAUGGAAAAAUUGCCGUUCGAACUCUAGUUUAUUUCAUUCUGACUUCACUAUUCAACGCCAUUCUUGGGGUUGCCCUCGCCCUGUUGAUUCACCCUGGCAAUUCCGGAAUAAGGGAGGCAACUGCAUCCUCCACCCACACCCGUGCGGUUAACAUCCUUGACAGUCUCCUAGACCUUGGAAGGAAUAUGUUCCCAGACAAUUUAUUCCAGGCAGCCUUCCAACAAGCACACACAGUGUACGUGCCUAAACAACCGAAACUUCAGAAUGAAAGUGACAAGCUCCUGGAUUCCAAGGAUCUGCCUGAAGAGGAAUUGAUAAGAGUUAUUCAGUACAGAAGUGGCACCAACACACUGGGAAUUGUAUUUUUUUGUCUUGUCUUUGGGACAUUCUUGGGUACCCUUGGGGAGAAGAAGGGCCAAAUUGUUAUUGAAUUUUUUAAAGCUGUUUUUGAAGUCAUCAUGAGGAUGGUUUCUACUGUCAUGUGGAUGACUCCAAUUGGAAUAACAUCGGUGAUAGCUGGCAAAAUACUUGGAGUAAAUGAUCUGGCUCUAGUCAUGUCUCAGCUGGCUUGGUUCAUUGUCACAGUGGUUGUCGGUGUAUUCUUUUAUCAGCUCGUCAUAAUGCAACUUAUUUACCUGGCGAUCGUCAGAAAGAAUCCAUUUAAAUUCUACGCUGGUCUGGCACAGGGAACCCUCACCGCCUUCGCCAUGGCAUCAACGGCGGCGGCACUUCCUGUUACUUUUCGACUGAUGACGGAGAAGCUAAGUGUCGACCCGAGGGUCACCAGAUUUGUACUACCCAUUGGAUGCAACAUUAAUAUGGAUGGAACAGCACUUUUUGUCUCAACUGCCAGUGUUUUUAUCGCACAGAUGAAUGGAAUUUUUCUGGGUUUCGGGGAAAUUGUUACCGUCAUAUUGACAUCGACUGCAGCUAGUGUAUCAUCAGCGUCAGUUCCUAGUGCAGCCCUGGUACUUCUUCUCGUUGUCUUGAGUGCCAUCGACGCUCCAGUACAAGAUGUUUCUCUUUUAUUUGCCAUAGAUUGGUUUGUGGACCGAGUGAGAACCACCAACAACAUGUUAGGGGACUGCUACGCCGCCGCUGUCGUCGAACAUCUAUCGAAAAAAGAGCUCAUGGCUCUCGAUGCUGCCGCAUACCAAUCGGAAACUGUUGUACUACCAACAACAAUAGUCAACGGCUGUAUAUCAGCGAAUAGGGUACCCGAUCCCGAUACAGUUAUCGUGGAAAUGCAGGACGAGACUCGAAUAUCCGGCAUCGCCAAGUAAAAAAACUUGUCGUUUGGCAACCUGUCAACCCUUGCCAAGCAACUCUGUUUCUGAGGAGACUGUCUGACCAACGGUCGGGUCACGUUUAACAAACGUGAUUAAUAAUCAUCUUGUAAUAUCAAAGCGAUAUAACACAUCUGAUGAUAUAUACUGGGUAAUGUGAAGAAAUUCAACAAAUACCAUAGAUAAUUUUUUCAAGGAACCACAAUUUGUGCUCCGCGCCAUUACAACUUGACAAAUAAUUACAUAUUCGGGUGGGAACUACCUGCGCCCAUUCGAAUUCUAGUGAGUUAAUUCUAGGGUACAAUUAUUUUUCGCAUUUUUUAUGAACUUUUUCUUUUUCGAGAAAUGAUAAAAGCAUAUCGGUGCAUAGUCAAUAAUUCUGUAGAGGUGUGGGAGAAUCAUGAGAGUGUGUUGUUAGUGACUUGGUGCAAAUGUAGGUAUGAAUUUUCAACGAAUGUUUAUUAUAUGCCAUUUCUAUUGUACUGUCAUCUUUAUUUUUUUAUUUGUCAUUAAUUCUUGCAAUUGGGUUGAUUCAUGGAAUUCACGUGAUAUUCAGUGAAUAAUAUUAGAUACGUAUUUUUUCAUUUCAAUAAAUCGUAAACAAUUGGAACAAGAAGAUAUGUGAUAUCAUAAUGCAGCCGUUUUAAAUAGCUUCUCAUUUUGUGUACUGUCUAAUAUUUUUUUAUCCAGGAGUGGAAAAAAAUAUUCAUGCCCAAUUAUGAGGAAGCCCAAUUACAUUUUUUUCGAUAGAUUCGACGAUUAUCAUCGGACAUAUAUUAUGGUGCCUUAUUUCGAUGCGCCAGUUUUUACAAAAGUUUGGCGCGAUGAAAGUACGCGUUAUUUUUCAAAAUAUCAUUUCUCCGUGUUAAUAUGGUGCUCGUAGAAUUUAAGUGAGAGGAAGAAAACAAAGAGAUCAAAAAAUCUAAUGGUGAUUUCGUUCUAAUAAAAUGUCUAGGAUGAGUAGAUCGGUAAUCAAGUGUCUAGGAAUCAUUUCCAAUAUGUAAUUCAUUAGGAUAUACCGUUGAACUGGCUUUGCCAACAAUAAAAAAAAAAUUGGACUGGAGUAUUCUUGGGGCACAAGACAUUGAGAAUGAGUGGUACAAUAUCACGGUGACGGUUAUUUAAAUAUCUGAGAAUCGUAAGACUGCCUGUGAGAGAAGUGAAGAAUUAAAUUCUAAUCAAUUCGGUCAUCGCAGGGAAUCAAUGCUUAAGAUGUUGAGAUGGAUGGGAAAUUAUUUCAAUGUCAUUGUCAGAGUAUUGUGUAAUUUAUUGAAAUAUUCUUACGAUAGACUUGAGAAUGAACAUUUCAUAGUGAAGUGAAAUACCAAAAUUAUUGAGAACCAUUAAUUUCAUAUUUUUUUUAAUCGUUCUACUUCACUUCAUGAUGAAAUGUAAAAAAAAAUGACUGCAAAAUUUGUUCUGUUCAACACUUUGUUGACGUCUAUUCAUUGGUAAAACGCAAAAGAAUGAUUUAAAUGAAUUGCCUCCAGGGAUUAAUUGCAAUGAGACCAUUUUCAAGCAAUUUCGCAGCUCAUCAAAGUUGGAAAAAAUUGAAUGUUGGAAAAUAACAAAACACAGGUCUGUAAAGGUUUGCCAAUUAUAGAUACUAGGUAAGAUCGAUAUACGUAUAUCAAAAGUCGUUGAAAGGUGCAAUAGAUGUAGUGUAGUGUGUACGGUUUUUAUCACCAAAAGAAGCAAAAAUAAAAUGAUAAUGUUAUAGUAAA
This is a messenger RNA of Diachasma alloeum, 3577 nucleotides long. RefSeq names its product excitatory amino acid transporter (gene Eaat2). Gene Ontology annotation, molecular function: L-glutamate transmembrane transporter activity; glutamate:sodium symporter activity; neutral L-amino acid transmembrane transporter activity. Gene Ontology annotation, cellular component: plasma membrane. Bases 240 to 1850 code for a protein of 536 amino acids. Gene Ontology annotation, biological process: L-glutamate transmembrane transport. The transcript has 10 exons. The record is from RefSeq and is a predicted model, not a curated record. NCBI's taxonomy places the organism in Eukaryota, Metazoa, Arthropoda, Insecta, Hymenoptera, Braconidae.